Molecule: messenger RNA, 837 nt
Organism: Serinus canaria (Common canary)
Lineage: Eukaryota; Metazoa; Chordata; Aves; Passeriformes; Fringillidae
Product: pre-mRNA-splicing factor ISY1 homolog
Exons: 1
Biological process (GO): generation of catalytic spliceosome for second transesterification step; mRNA 3'-splice site recognition
Cellular component (GO): Prp19 complex; catalytic step 2 spliceosome; post-mRNA release spliceosomal complex
Source: RefSeq, a predicted model, not a curated record
AUGGCUGGCAAUGCAGAGAAGGCCAUGGCAGCCUUGGCAAGAUUUCGGCGAGCCCAGCUUGAGGAAGGAAAAGUCAAGGAGCGAAGGCCUUUCCUUGAAUCAGAGUGUAAAGAGCUGCCCAAAACUGAGAAAUGGAGGAGACAGAUUGUUGGGGAGAUUUCCAAGAAAGUGGCACAGAUCCAAAACACUGGAUUGGGUGAAUUCAGAAUUCGGGACCUGAACGAUGAAAUCAACGAACUUCUGAGAGAGAAAGGAUACUGGCAAAACCGAAUAAAGGAGCUGGGAGGUCCUGAUUAUGCUAGGAUUGGCCCAAAAAUGUUAGAUUGUGAAGGGAAAUAAGUUCCAGGAAACAGAGGCUACAAAUACUUGGGGGCUACAAAGGACUUGCCAGGAGUUAGAGAGCUUUUUGAAAAGGAGCCCCUGCCACCCCCAUGGAAGACUUGGGCUGAGCUUAAGAAGGACAUCGAUGCUGAGUACUAUGGCUACGGGGAUGAAGAUGAUGGGAUUCUGGAGCCCCUGGGGCAGGAACAUGAGAAAAAUGUUAUAGCAGAAGCAGUGGAAAAAUGGAAGAUGGAGAGAGAAGCACGACUUGUAAGAGGUGAGGAGGAGGAAGAAAAUAUAUAUGCUGUCCACGAGGAAGAGUGUGAUGAGGAAGGUGGCAAGGAGAGAGAAGGUGAAGAUGGCCAACAGAAAUUUAUUGCACGUGUUCCAGUGCCAACUCAACCGGAGAUUGAGAAAGCUCUUGUACGAAGAAAGAAGAUGGAGCUGCUCCAGAAGUAUGCCAGUGAAACCCUUCUGGCACAGAGCAAGGAGGCAAAGACACUUUUAGGAUUGUAA